AUGAAGUGGCACAAUAUCGUCGCGCUUGGCCUUGUCGCCGUCCCGGAAACGCUGGCGUGGGGAGGUUUCGGCCAUAUCACCGUUGCCUACAUCGCUUCCAACUUCGUCCGCGAUGGCACUGCAGCCUACUUCAAGGACCUUCUAGCCAACGACACCUCAGAUUACCUCGCAGGUGUCGCAACAUGGGCGGACUCGAUUCGAUACACCAAAUGGGGCCACUACACCGGUGUUUUCCACUUCAUCGAUGCGAAGGACGACCCGCCGAGGAACUGUAGCGUUGACAUGGAGCGCGACUGCAAGGAGCAAGGGUGCGUGGUGACGGCGAUCCAGAACUACACUUCGCAGCUGCUGGACCCGAAGCUCGAGGCGUGGAAGCGGGCGCAGGCCGCCAAGUUCGUGAUCCAUUUCGUGGGCGACAUCCACCAGCCGCUGCACACCGAGGACGUGCAGCGCGGCGGCAACGGCAUCCACGUCAAGUUCGAGGACGUCGACCUCAACCUGCAUCACGUGUGGGACACGAGCAUCGCCGAGAAGCUCGUCGGCGGCGUGCACCGCAAGCCCUACGCAGACGCGCUGCUGUGGGCGAACAAGCUGACGGCGGAGAUCAAGAGCGGCAAGUACCAGGCGCAGAGCGAGACGUGGUACGAGGGCAUGGACUUUGGGGACCCGAUCGCGACGGCGCUAUACUGGGCGAGAGAGAGCAAUGCAUACGUGUGCGAAGCAGUGCUUCCAGAAGGCCCCCUUGCCAUCGUGGGCCAGGAAUUGGGCGGCGACUACUACGAGAAGGCAGCUCCCAUUAUCGAGGUGCAAAUUGCCCGAGCCGGCUUCCGGUUAGCGAAGUGGCUGGACCUCAUCGCAUUGAUGAGCACUCUGGGGGGCGUUAUAGAUGAAUUGUAA
Messenger RNA from Phaeoacremonium minimum UCRPA7, 897 nucleotides. RefSeq names its product putative nuclease s1 protein. The record is from RefSeq and is a predicted model, not a curated record. Gene Ontology annotation, biological process: DNA catabolic process. Lineage: Eukaryota; Fungi; Ascomycota; Sordariomycetes; Togniniales; Togniniaceae. Gene Ontology annotation, molecular function: endonuclease activity; nucleic acid binding. The coding region runs from base 1 to 897 and encodes 298 amino acids. The transcript has 3 exons.